Sceloporus undulatus (fence lizard) is the source of this 3725-nucleotide messenger RNA. RefSeq names its product plasminogen (gene PLG). Gene Ontology annotation, biological process: proteolysis. The record is from RefSeq and is a predicted model, not a curated record. Lineage: Eukaryota; Metazoa; Chordata; Lepidosauria; Squamata; Phrynosomatidae. Gene Ontology annotation, molecular function: serine-type endopeptidase activity; signaling receptor binding. Bases 109 to 2514 code for a protein of 801 amino acids. The transcript is spliced from 19 exons. Gene Ontology annotation, cellular component: extrinsic component of plasma membrane.
UCAACUGACUAUCUCAUUUGCUCGAUGCUUGUCUAACUCUAAGCUGAGUCAAUAAAACUUUGUCCACUGAGACACAGAGCUUUCAGCUUACGGGUUGCCUGUCCCAAAAUGGGGUCUUGCAAAGAUAUCUUUCUACUACUUUUAUUUCUCUGCACAGUUCAUGGAGAAAUCCUGGAUAGCUAUGUAAAAACAGAUGGUGCUUGGAUACUUGGACAAUAUAAAAAAUUCUAUAGAACUCUUAAUAAAGAAGAAUGUGCAGAGAAAUGUGAAGCUGAAACAGCAUUUUCUUGCAGGUCUUUCUUAUUUGCUGUCAAGGAUCAACAGUGCAUUACUUUGGCUGAUAAUACCAAAACAACAGUUGUGUUCAGAAGGGCAGAUGUAACUCUCUUUGAAAAAAGAAUUUAUCUACUUGAAUGCAGAAGAGGAAAUGGAUAUGACUACCGAGGAACAGAAUCUAAAACUCAGGGAGGUGUAGCAUGCCAGAAAUGGGCAGACAAGAAUCCUCACGUACCUAAUUACUCACCUAGAACUCACCCGAAUGCAUCACUGGAAGAAAACUACUGUAGGAAUCCUGAUAAUGAUGUAAAAGGUCCCUGGUGUUACACCACAGAUCCUGAAAAAAGAUACGAUUAUUGUAGCAUCCCAGAAUGUGAAGAGCAGUGUAUGUACUGCAGUGGAGAAAACUAUCAAGGCAAAGUUUCCCAAACAGAAUCUGGGCUUCAGUGCCAACCAUGGGCUUCUCAAGAACCUCAUUCUCAUGGAUACCUCCCUGCAAAUUUUCCAGAAAAGAAUCUGAGGUCAAAUUACUGCCGUAAUCCUGAUGGGGAGCCUCGCCCUUGGUGUUUCACCACCAGCCCAACUAAACGCUGGGAAUUUUGUAACAUUCCACGGUGCACUACGCCUGCACCAAUCUCUACGGUUGGGCGUCAGUGUCUUGAGAGAAAUGGAGAAAAUUAUCGAGGGAAAAUUUUUGUGACCGAAUCUGGAACAACGUGCCAGUCCUGGGCAGCUCAAGAACCUCACAAACACGCUAGAACCCCAGAAAACUAUCCUUGCAAAGGUUUAGAAGAAAACUACUGUAGAAACCCUGAUGGAGAGACAAAGCCAUGGUGCUAUACCACUGAUUCCAAUAAACGAUGGGAAUACUGUAAUAUUCCUAGUUGUGAUGGUCCUGCUAUAGCGACUGCUGCACCACCUGUUAUUCCCCCACAAGCUGCAUCUGUGGAAGACUGUUAUGAAAGCACUGGCACAAACUACCGGGGUACCAUGGCACUGACUGUUUCGGGAAAGAAAUGCCAAGCAUGGAGCUCUAUGUCACCACAUCGUCACACUAAAACCCCAUCUGCAUUCCCAGAUGCGGACCUAAGGAGAAACUACUGCAGGAAUCCAGAUGGUGAUAGAGCACCCUGGUGUUAUACUACAGAUCCCAGUACAAGAUGGGAGUUCUGCAAUCUACAAAAGUGUGCUGAGCUUGUGCAACAACGCCCUCAGCCCACAACGCCAACAAACCUUGAAUCAGACUGUAGGAAUGGUAAAGGUGAAGAUUACCGUGGAAAGAUUGCCUCAACCAUAAGUGGAAAGACUUGCCAAGAGUGGCACUUGCAAACACCUCACAGUCACGAUUCUUUCACACCACAGAGUCAUCCACGUGCAGGACUGGAAAAAAAUUACUGCAGAAAUCCUGAUGGAGAUAUUAAUGGUCCCUGGUGUUAUACCACAGACCCAAAGACAGCAUGGGAAUAUUGUGAUGUCUCACAGUGCCCUCCUCCUGAAUACGAAUGUGGGAAAGCCAAACAUAAACCACUUCUGUGUUUUGGAAGGAUAGUUGGUGGGUGUGUUUCAAAUCCCCAUUCUUGGCCCUGGCAGAUCAGUCUCCGGACAAGUUUCAAUAUGCACUUCUGUGGAGGCACUUUGAUAGAUCCACAGUGGGUUCUGACAGCAACUCACUGCAUAGAACGGUCAUCAAGGCCUUCUUCUUACAAAGUGGUAGCUGGACUGCACACAGAGAGGGCUUCAGAGCGCUCUGCACAACAUCGAAAUGUUCUGAGACUUUUCAAAGAACCAAGUGGAGCAGACAUUGCCUUGCUGAAACUGAGCAGCCCUCUACUCAUCACUGAUGAAGUAAUUCCAGCAUGUUUGCCUCCAGCCAACUCAAUGGUUGCAGGUGGAUCAGAAUGCUAUGUCACUGGAUGGGGUGAAACAAAAGGAACUGGUGGAGAUGGCUUUCUUAAAGAGACCGGCUUCCCUGUCAUUGAAAAUAAAGUGUGUAAUCGGCCUGAAUUUCUGAAUGGCAGAGUCAGAACCACCGAACUUUGUGCUGGUAAUAUUGAUGGUGGCACUGACAGUUGUCAGGGUGACAGCGGAGGGCCUCUGGUCUGUACAGAGCAAGGAAAAUACGUCCUUCAAGGAGUCACCUCUUGGGGUCUUGGCUGUGCCCAGCCCAUGAAACCAGGGGUGUAUGUUCGAGUUUCUAGGUUUAUUUCAUGGAUUGAAAGAACAAUGAAAGAAAACUAGCUCUCUAGGAACCUCUUGUUAAAAAUAACAGAGAAUGAAAGUGAGAGAAAGAAAAUGGAAUUCAGAGUGCAAUGUUAUAAAAUAAUUCACCUGAAUGUAAAACAAAUAUAAAUAUGCAUCCUGUAAGCAACACAGCUAGAUUGGCUUUUUUUUGUAUCCCCUUACAAAUUCUCUCAUUUGAAAAGUCUUAGAGCUUGUUGAACAAAAAGCCAAACUAGAUUUAAUGUGAGACAUCCAUGGAUAAAACUGCCAACCUUUUAAAAUGAUUAACAGUAUCUAUGCAGGAAAAUAUUACAAUGCCAUCCAGGCACCUAUAUGUUUUGGUCCAUAGGGUAAAUUGCAGAUGUUGGGGCAAGGGACAAGGAAUUUUAAUUGAGGAUAUGGAACUGAGGAAGGAAUUACCCCAUUCCACCAGUGUCACAGUGUGAAUCUGAAUAUUACCAACCCCAGUUAAUAUUAAUCCUUUAAAAAUGCAGAGACCCUAUUUGUCAAUCUCCCAUGUCGUGUCUAGCUUGUUUCUUACCUAGAACUUAUACUGUUCACCGCUUAAUUGAGAGCAUACUGAAUAAAUACAUUCUUGUUAAAUAUGUUGUUUUUUUCUAAUGAACUACUAGAAUUGUUGUUACUAUUAUAUUCUGAUUUUUUCCUCAGUCUGGGACUCAAGGUGUCUUACAAACAAUAAAACAGACACAGCUAAAAUACACCUAAUUUUCAGUGUAUUUAAAAUUUAAGCUCCCCCCCCCCCUUAUUAGAUUCCAGCAGAGUGGUGCAUGCCUUUUAAUGUAUGUUCUGGACUAGCUGUUGGUUGGUUUGUUUUCUCUUUUGAUCUAAGAAUGUAUUUAUUUCACCAUGUUUUUCCCAGGACUGGAACUCAAGAUGAUUCACAAUAAGAUUAAAAUAGGUAAAACAGAUAAAAACAGACAGAGGAUUUUAAAAAAAGAACAAAAUCUUAAAAUACUAAAAUGCAGUUAUACCAAUUAUCAUAUUGAAAUAUGACUGAGUUAGAAAACAGUUUAAAAGCAAUACUUUUGAAUGUUCAGAAGGCAUUAUUAGUCACAUGUUUGCUAGUGUUGGCAUGGGAAACAUUAGGUACCCAAGGAAGUGCAAUCCCUUCAAAUUGAUGUGACAAUUGCAAGACAUAUUUGAAAAAGCUGGAUGUAGUUGCAUUGAUUUUUAUUGGCACAUAUAACAAUAAAAUAUUUUUAAAGCCA